AUGUCCCUGACAUCAACACCAACACCGCCUAAGAACGAACGACAUACGCGCCCUCUGAUAAUCCAACACCCGGAAAAAUACACUCUGAAGCUUCAGAGGACCAUCACAACGGCGCCGGUGCUGCGCGUGCCUUCUGCUGGCCCUCUUGGUUGUCUCUACCACUCCCGCUACCCGCCACCGACCAACCCAGCGUAUGACAGAUCCAGCGUCUGGCAGCGUGUCGACUUCCUCGACUCCAUCACCAGCGUGGCUGCCUUGGUCCUCUUCAAUUUCCCCUGGAACCAAGGUCUCGUUGUCGCCUGGCUGACACCUAACACGUACAUCAUUGUGAUAUCAGCAUAG
Molecule: messenger RNA, 342 nt
Organism: Penicillium robsamsonii
Lineage: Eukaryota; Fungi; Ascomycota; Eurotiomycetes; Eurotiales; Aspergillaceae
Product: major facilitator superfamily transporter
Exons: 2
Coding region: 1-342 (113 amino acids)
Source: RefSeq, a predicted model, not a curated record